Messenger RNA from Ricinus communis (castor bean), 442 nucleotides. RefSeq lists its product as uncharacterized. Lineage: Eukaryota; Viridiplantae; Streptophyta; Magnoliopsida; Malpighiales; Euphorbiaceae. The transcript has a single exon. Bases 82 to 255 code for a protein of 57 amino acids. The record is from RefSeq and is a predicted model, not a curated record.
UGACUGGUACUCUAAAACCUUUCCCUCUUUAUAAUACUCAGAUCUAAUUAAAAUUUAAAACCCUUCAAUUGAGAUUUGUGGAUGGGGAUAUUUAGAAGUGGGUUCUCGUUCAUUGUAGGUACAGUGUGUGGAAUUUAUGUUGCUCAAAACUACAACGUUCCCAACAUUAGGAAGCUGACCAAUACUGGUCUCGUAAUCGCUAAACACAUUGAAGAAACUUAUAGGAAGCCAAAGAAACGAGAUGAAGAUGAUUGAUUUUGGGAUUUAAUGCUCUUUUUUAUUCAAGAUUGUUCUUUCAUUGCUGUUUUUUAGGGUUUUGUGGGCUCUUUUAUAGGAUCAAAUUUAGGGGAUAUAAUUGUAAUUUUUGUCUUUGGGCUUCAAAUUGUUAAUUGAUAGUUGGAAUUGAAGAUAGUUAAUAAAAUAUUUGCCUUUUUUUGUUUCA